CUCACCAUCUUUCAUUAUCUUUGUAAUUCCUUUUUUGUUGACUUGGACAAUGUCUGGUUUGCUUAUGAUCAGACUCUGAUAUUAGAGGUAUGCGAUGAGACUCAAAUUGCUGAACUGAGAUUAAAGGUUGGAGAGACUGAGAUGCAUCUGAAGCGAACCGUUGGAGUAACUAAAGCGCCUAUGGCUAACAGUUCACCAACUACAACACCACCCGUUCCAACUAAACCGGUGGUAGAAUCAGUGCCUUCUAUCCCACCACCAUCACCAGCAAAGUCAUCUCCAUUUGUAAAUGAUUCCUUAGCAAAGUCAUCAAAAUUGGCAGCAUUAGAUGCUUCUGGUAGCAAUAACUAUGUUGUAGUAUCAUCUCCUACGGUUGGUGCAUUUCGAAGAUAUAGAAUAGUGAAAGGGAAAAGGCAACCUCCUGUCUGUAAAGAGGUACAUGGUCUUUCUAAGUCAUCAGCUUAUCAUGACCUAGAAUAGUCCCUUUACAUUGUG
Messenger RNA from Cajanus cajan (pigeon pea), 495 nucleotides. The record is from RefSeq and is a predicted model, not a curated record. Lineage: Eukaryota; Viridiplantae; Streptophyta; Magnoliopsida; Fabales; Fabaceae.